Messenger RNA from Drosophila kikkawai, 1230 nucleotides. The record is from RefSeq and is a predicted model, not a curated record. Lineage: Eukaryota; Metazoa; Arthropoda; Insecta; Diptera; Drosophilidae.
AUGUUGCAUCCUAAACUGGGUCGCUUGCUGAACUUGGUCUACUACCACGCCGUACUCUUCGGCCUGAUGGGCGCCACCCUGGAGAUUCGUUCCUACGGAAAAAGAGUGCGCCUGGAGAAGACCACCUGGCUCUACCUGAUCUACAGCUUUUUCAUAAGCAGCUUCCUGCUCCUCAACAUCUUCUUCAUGUUGCCCAGGGCCCUGUUGGAUGGAUACAUCAAGUACAAUGUCAUCCUCCAGUGGAAUUUCUUUGUCAUGAUUGGCUUGCGUUUGCUGGCCAUUUUGGGAUGCUAUGGAACCAUUUGGCUGAGGCGCCAGGACAUCAUUCAGUUGACCAAGGACUCGCUGAUUUAUUGGAAAAGAUAUAGGAAGCUAUUGAGGCUUAAAGUGGACAAGAGGGAACUCAGGGAGCUGCAGCUAUCCCUGGCCAAGGUGAUGGGCCAGAAGGUGUUUGUGCUCUACUCCACCAUUCUCUGCUCCACUGUGGUCCAGUUCCAGCUGCUCAGCGUGAUCAACAAACACAGUCUACUGGCACUAGCAGCGAGGCUCUCGCAUUUCCUCCAUUUUCUGGCUGUCAAGAUGGGCUUCUGUGGGUUGCUUCUGCUGCUGGAUCAUCAAUUCAUGGUCAUCCACCUGGCCCUAGCCGCUCUUCACAAGGAGAAGGGCCGUGGGAAGUGGAAGACCCUACGCACCAUAGCCCGCAUGCACUUGGAAACCCUACAGCUGGCCAGAAGAGUCUUCAGGCUGUAUGAUCUGGCCAAUGCCACCUUAUUCCUUAACAUGUUCAUGACCACCGUGAACAUCCUGUACCAUGCCGUCCAGUACAGCAAUGAGACCAUCAAGAGCGAUGGCUGGGGCGUGAUCUUUGGCAAUGGAUUGAUUGUGUUUAAUGUCUGGGGAACCUUUCUGCUGAUGAAUAUUUUGGACAGGGUGUUGAGUGCCUGCAACAAUGUGGGGGAACAGUUAAAGGAUUUUAGCGAUAUUCCCAAGGCCAAAGGCAGACUUCAAAGGGAGUUGGAUGACUUUGCAUUGCAACUAAGACGCAACCACUUGGUCUACAAAAUCUGCGGAAUUGUAGAACUGGACAAACCCGCUGGGCUGAGUUAUAUAGGCUCGAUCCUGAGCCAAGUAAUUAUCCUGAUGCAGUUUGAUUUGAACCGGCAAAGGCAGCCCAACUAUCAUCAUCAGUACCUCACACAAUUGGUGAGGAACAAAACGCAGGCAGAAUAA